CAGACCACAGGUUCUAGAAGAUAGAAACCAUGUCGGGUUUUUUACUAACGUAUUUCAGAAUCUGUACAUAGAUAUCAAUAAUACAUCUUUGAUAAAGGAAUAAGAAAUUUUAGUCACGUGGUUUUCUGAUUACAUUAUAUCCCCAGGACAUUUCCAAACUCCCAAUAUAUUAUUGGUAUUACUGGAUAGGUAGAUUAUUGGGAUUACUAGAGAAUACAAUUGCAGGGAUUCUUUUAGAAAACAACGCAUGGUGGCGCUGCAGGCUAAGGCGUGGGAGAAAAAGAAGAAAAAAAAAACCCAGGAAAUUCAACUAUCUCAGAUCUCUAGCGGAGGAGAGAAGCGAGUAAGCAGAGCUGAGGACCUGAAGUCUCCAGAUAAUGCUACUCACCGACAUUUCUGGACAGAUUACCAACUGGGAGACUCAUCACUGUCUCAGUGCCAUUGCUCCCUAACGUAGAGCUGGGCCCAGUUCCUGGAAAGGUGUUUGUGGAAGGAAGAUGGAGGCCGGAGGGGAGCGCUUUCCUAAACAAAGGCAAGUCCUGAUUCUCUUUCUUUUGGUGGAAGUGGCUCUGGCCGGCUGGGAAUCCCGUCGCUAUUCAGUGUUGGAGGAAACCGAGAGCGGCACCUUUGUGACCAAUCUGGCGGAGGACCUGGGGCUGGGUGCGGGAGAGCUGGCUGCGCGGGGAGCCCGGGUGGUCACUAAGGAUAACGAACCCCGAUUGCAGCUUGAUCUGCAGACCGGGGACUUGAUAUUAAAUGAAAAACUGGACCGGGAGGAGAUGUGUGGCCCUACUGAUCCAUGUGUAAUGCAUUUCCAAGUGUUACUGGAAAAACCUUUGGGAGUAUUUCGAGCUGAGCUACUGGUGAGGGACAUAAAUGAUCAUUCUCCUGAGUUUCCUGAAAGAGAAAUGACGCUGAAAAUCCCAGAGGCUAGCCCUCCUGGGACCGUGUUUCCUCUGAAAAAAGCCCAGGACUUGGACGUGGACAAGAACAACAUCCAAAACUACAGCAUCAGCCCCAACUCUCAUUUUCAUGUUUCCAUCCGCAACCGGGGAGAUGGCAGGAAAUACCCAGAGCUGGUGCUGGACAAGGAGCUGGAUCGGGAGGAGCAGGCUGAGCUCAGAUUAGCCCUCACAGCACUGGAUGGCGGUUCUCCACCCCGAUCUGGCACCGCCCAGGUCCACAUCUUGGUCUUGGACGUCAAUGACAAUGCCCCCGAGUUUGCUCAGAUGCACUACCAAGUGCAAGUUCCAGAGAACAGCCCUGUAGGGUCCCUAGUUGUCAAGGUUUCUGCUAGAGAUUUAGACACUGGGACAAAUGGGGAGAUAUCGUACUCCCUUUCAUAUAGUUCUCAGGAGAUAAGCAAAACUUUUCAAGUAAACAGCCUUUCCGGAGAAGUCCGACUAAUCAAAACACUAGAUUUUGAGACGAUAUCCUCAUAUGAACUGGAUAUAGAUGCCACGGACGGCGGGGGACUUUCUGGAAAAUGUUCAGUCUCCAUUGAGGUGGUGGAUGUUAACGAUAACUACCCAGAACUAACUAUUUCAUCACUUACCAGCCCCAUUCCUGAAAAUUCCCCAGAGACAGAAGUGGCCCUGUUUCAUAUUGGAGACCUGGACUCCGGGAACAACGGAAGGAUGACUUGCUCCAUCCCAGAUGAUCUCCCCUUCUUCCUGAAACCAACCGAAGAGAAUUUCUACACCCUAAUUACAAAUGGUGCUCUGGACAGAGAGACCAGAGCAGAGUAUAAUGUCACUAUUACAGUUAUGGACAUGGGGACGCCCAGACUGAAAACCCAGCACAACAUAACCGUGCUGGUCUCCGACGUCAACGACAACGCCCCCGCCUUCACCCAAACCUCCUACACCCUCUUCAUCCGCGAGAACAACAGCCCCGCCCUGCACAUGGGCAGCGUCAGCGCCACAGACACAGACGCGGGCGCCAACGCCCAGGUCACCUACUCGCUGCUGCAGCCCCAGGACCCCAGCCUGCCCCUCCACUCGCUGGUGUCCAUCAACGCCGACAACGGCCACCUGUUCGCCCUGAGGGCGCUGGACUUCGAGGCCCUGCAGGCGUUCGAGUUCCUGGUGGGCGCCACAGACCGCGGGGCCCCGGCGCUGAGCAGCCAGGCGCUGGUGCGCGUGCAGGUGCUGGACGCCAACGACAACGCGCCCUUCGUGCUCUACCCGCUGCAGAACGGCUCUGCGCCCUGCACCGAGCUGGUGCCCAGGGCGGCCGAGCCCGGCUACCUGGUGAGCAAGGUGGUGGCGGUGGACGGCGACUCGGGCCAGAACGCCUGGCUGUCCUACCAGCUGCUCAAGGCCACGGAGCCCGGGCUGUUCGGCGUGUGGGCGCACAACGGCGAGGUGCGCACGGCGCGGCUGCUGAGCGAGCGCGACGCGGCCAAGCACAGGCUGCUGCUGCUGGUGAAGGACAACGGCGAGCCGCCGCUGUCGGCCAGCGUCACGCUGCACGUGCUGCUGGUGGACGGCUUCUCGCAGGCCUACCUGCCGCUGCCCGAAGCGGCGGCGGGCGCCGCGGCCCAGAGCGACCCGCUCACGGUCUACCUGGUCAUCGCGCUGGCGUCGGUGUCGUCGCUCUUCCUGUUCUCGGUGCUGGCGUUCAUCGCGGUGCGGCUGUGCAGGAGGGGCAGGGCGGGCUUGGUGGGCGGCUGCUCGGUGCCCGAGGGCCACUUUCCGGGCCACCUGGUGGACGUCAGCGGUACAGGGACCCUGUCCCAGAGCUACCAGUACGAGGUGUGUCUGAAGGGAGGCUCUGGGAGUAAUGAGUUCAAAUUCUUAAAGCCUAUCUUCCCCAAUCUUCUAGGCCAGGACAUUGAGAGGAAGUCGGAGGGAAAUCCAACAUUCCAUAAUAGUUUAGGAAUCUGAGAUUUCCCCACUUGCGGCAUUAGUGUUGUCUCCUUUUCCUUUUCUUUAAAAUUCAUUAGUAGCCUUUAAUUUUACUUGUUUUUCCUUUUCUCUAUUAAUUUCCUUAAUAAAGUUGUUCUUUGUUUUAUUGUGUUAUAAUUAUUUUCCAGUUAUUGUAUUAUUAGUAAAAAAUUUUUAAAUGUCAUAUUUCGGACUAAAUUUUUUUGCAGUAAAGGUUAAUAUGAAAGUUAACCUUUCAAAAAAACAUAAUUCUAAUUUUAAAAUUACUCACCUAGUACUAUAGGACACUACAUAUAAAUAUCUGAUUCCCUUCUAUCAUACUUCAUUUUUAAAUUAUCAGAGUUUUUUUUAGUUUUUAUUAUUUAUAUCGCUAUAAUUUGUUUUACAACCUAUUUUCUGUUCUGGACAGAAUCAAUUUGCAUUCACCCAUGUCCAGUUUCUUUCGAGCUCUGUUUGCAUUUUUGUUUUACCAAUAGGCAGUCAUAUUAUAAUUUUAUGCUGUGUAUAUAAAAAUCACACUUGUAAUUAUUAGAGUUUCACUCUAAAAUACAUACCAUCUCAUGAAAAUAUAUCUUUGUUAUCUAUUUUAUUUCAUCGAGUUUAUUGGGAUGACAAUGGUUAAUAAAAUUAUGUAGGUAUCAGGUAUACAGUUCUACAAUACAACAUCUGUAUAUUAUAUUGUGUGUUUACCACCUCAAGUCAAGGCUCCUUCCUUUGUUUUCUAAUGUUGAAAAACUCCUGAAUUCUUCCUCAUGUUUAACUGAAGCUAUAAUCCUGAUAAGAGUUCUAUGAAGUUUAUUGGUACCCAGAUUGACUGUGUUUAAAGGUCAACAGACUCUAGGACCAGGUAAUGAAUUGCUUGAAAUUGUCUCUUGCUAUUGCAGAGAAAUUCUCAUAUGAGCUCCAAAUUCUGGGCCUAGAGAAACUUUGGAUGGUACGGCAGGCCAGUAUCUAACUACUUGUCCUGGACCAUGAUAUUGUUCUGGUUGAUAUGGAAUCUGAAAAAAUACAUUAAGGAAUUAAUAUUAAUUAAAGAAAAUGUAUUAAUGAUAUGUUAAUGGGAGUGAUGAAUGAUCUGAAGAAAUAAUCAGCUCUAUUGUCAGGACUCCUCAAUCUCCAGGACCCUCUUAACUUCACAGAUACUGUAUAGAAUGGUGUGGUGGGCAGAAUAAUGGCCCCCUUAAGACCGUCACAUCCUAUUCCCUGGAACCUGUGAAUAUUUUAUGUGUUAUUGCAAAAGGGGUGUCAGGUUCAGAUGGAAUUAAGGUUGCUAAUCACCUAACCUUAAAAUAGGGAAAACAUCCUAAAUGAUCUGGGUGGGCCCGACUCAGUCAGUUGAAAGGGUUUAAAAGCAUAGCUGAGUCUUCCCUUAGAUUAAAAAGAAGAAAGGAGAAUUAUUACCAUGGACAGCAGCUUCAGCGUGUGCCCAGAGUUGCAGGCUGGCCUUUUUAAUUGCCUUCUUUUUCGAUUUUGGACUUGCCUAGUCAGCUCUCACAAUUGAUUAAAUCACUUUUGUGCAAUAAGUCUCUUAAUAUAUAUCCCCUGCUGGUCUUGUUUCUCUGGUCGAACCCUGACUGAUAUGGAGUUGGUACCUGGACAUGGAAUGCUGCUGUAACGCAUAACUGAAAAUGUAGAAGUUGCUUUGGAGUUGGGCAGUGAACAGAGGCUGGAAAAAUUUUAAAGAGCAUGGUAAAAAAAAGCUUGGAUUGUUUUGGACAGACUAUUGAAAUAUGGAUGUUAACAACUCUGAUAGCAAAGAUUCUGAAGAAAGUAAGGAGUAUGGUGGAGAAAACUUAUAUUGCUUUACAGAAAUGAGGAAAAUGAUAUUGGAAACCAAAGGAAAGGAAAUUCUUGUUAUGUAGUGGCAGAAAACUUACAAAUUGUGUCCUUCAGUGAAAAUGUGCAAAGAAGGACUUGUAAACAAUGAACUUGGAUAUUUAAAGAGAAGGUUUCCAGGUGAGGGUUGAAGUUGCAGCCUGAUUUCUUCUUGCUGCUUUUAGUAAAAAGUGAGAGGAAUGAGGCAGUUUGAGGGAAGGAUUGGUAAGCAAAAAAGAACCAGAAUUUAGUGAUUUGGGGAAUUCACAGCCUAUUCAAAUUGUGAAAGAUGCUAAAAUGAGGAGAUUCAUUAUCAGGAAAGCAUGUUCUGGUGCAAAAACCAGGGGUGUUAUGUGGUAAAGGGAAAUUAAGGUUGAUAUCAGCUGGCCUUUAAGGAAGGAGAUUGCUCUAGGUUACCCAGGCGGUUCCUGCAUAAUCACAAGAGCCCUUAAGAAUAAGUGGAAGUAGGAAGCAGAAGAGUUGGUAUCAGAGUGAAAUUAUGUGAAAAGGACUGAACCAGCCACUACUGACUUUGAAGAUGGAAGGGAGUCACAAGUGAAGGAAUUCAGGUAGCAUGUAGAAGCUAGCAAAGGCAAGAAAAUUUAUUUUUACUUAGCGCCUCGAGAAAUGAAUGCAGCCUUACCUUAACUUUAGCACAGUUAAACUAUUAAUCUCAAGAACUGUAAGAUAAUAAAUAUAUGUUUUUAAGUCACUAAGUUCAUGGUAAUUUAUUAUAGCUGCAAUAGGAGAUGAAUGCAUGUGUUUACUAAAAAAUCAAUUUCCAACCUCAUUUUUCUUUUCCUAGGCUAAAAUAUUCAUGUUACCAUCACUUCCUGCAGGGUGGUACAUCAUUUAAUUCCAUAUUGCUAACAAUUUAAAAAUAUCAUUGAAGAAUUGGGCUUAAGGGAAAUAUUUUUGAAAGGGCUAAUCUGGGGUGGUAUGUGCCUUAGGUCUUUUCCCAUUUUCUUUUUUCUUAACUGGUAUGGGUAUUGAGGAGGAAGCCUUGAGCUGAAGUAGUCAACUUGCAGCCAUAAGAUGAGCACUAUAAAACAAAGGUCUAUAUGCUAAGUAUGAUCAGAUGGAAAGCCAGUUUGUUUCUUACAGCGUUGUUAAGAUACUGCAACAAUUCCAAACUACUUUCUCCCAGACUGCAUAACAUAAAUAAACGCCUAUGUGACUAAUGACUGUAACUGGGGUUUCUGAUGAUCGCAGACAAGUGCAUUCCAAACUGACACAUCUCCCUUCCCCAUGAGUAAGCUUCACUUACACAGUUGUCUCACUAGGUCUCAGGUUGUCUGUUGAAGAUGUUUGAGAUGCUUGUCAGAAGAGUAGUUUUGCUUUCCUUUAGGUGCUAUCCAAGUGCAGUAUUCUGAGGUACUGUGGCUGAGUGUUUAUCUUCAUGCAAUUUGGCUAAUACAAACAUAUACAGGUAACUGAACUUUCAAAGAAAUAUUCCCAGAUGGUAGCAACCCAAAACAUUGAGUUUUUGAGAAUAGAACAAGGUGAGCUGAUAAGUGCCAAAUAUUUAGACCCAUGUUAGUGGCAUCCUGACAAGAUGACUAUGGUGUUUAUCCAGCAAUCAAGAACGUUGGUUUCCCUCUCAGGCAGGUAAAUAGCAGGGCCAAAAAUUUUACUUAGCGAGAUGAAUUGACUAAGUAUGAGUCCUGAAUAUCUUCAUAAGCAUAUCAGCAAUCUGCAUGCUUUGGUAGAAGCUGCCUGGUGGAAGGAGCAGAAAUUCCCAACAACCUUUUCAGUAUAAGUACGUACAUGUUCUGAAACAGGCCCAGCGACCACAAUGUGUCUGUCAAUAUCCACUACUCCUUUUGCAUCUCACUUUAAAAAUAUUCUACUGAGCCCUGGCUGGUGUAGCUCAGUGGAUUGAGCCCAGGACUGUAAACCAAACGGUCACCAGUUCAAGUGCCAGUCAGAGCACAUACCUGGGUUGAAGACUGGGUCCCCAGUGGGGAGUGUGAGGGAGGCAACCUUACACUGAUGUUUCUCUCUCUCUCUUUAUCCUUCCCUUCCCCUCUCUCUAAAAAUAAAUAAAUAAAAUAUUUAAAAAUAAUAAAAUAAAAAUAUUUUAUUGGUAAAGUGUAGAAUUUAAAGGCAUCUCCAAAUGAUUAAUACUUAUGUCUUUCAUGGAUUGAUCUGGAAUACCUUGAAAAGAGCAUUACUUUCAGUUUAUCAGCUAAUCAUGAAAAAAUCAAUAGGAAUGUAUCACUGUUUAUGAAUGGUCAUGCCUCAAACAAUUUUUGAACUUCACAGCUACACCCAGUGUUUGUGUUUGUGUACACUUGUGCAUUUGAGCAUGUGUGUGUGUGCAUGUGUGUGUCAAGGGGAGUAGCUUUAGUAGAUGGUGGGGAUGCACUGCAUGCAUGGAUAUAUAUAUAUAUAUAUAUAUAUAUAUAUAUAUAUAUAUACCAGAGAAUCAUUAAUUUUCCAUAGCUUUUCCAUAAAAUUAAAGCUAUUUUCCUUUAAUGUAUGUAAUAAAAUUGGCGUUAGUCAACUUAUUCUACAAAGAGAUCAUAUUAGCAAACUAAGGGAAUUCUUAUAAGUGUAACAUUGCAGCAUUAUUUAAUCUAGAAGUUUAGUAGCCCUCUUGACCUUGAAGGAGCAGCCUAGGAGAGAGAAAGGUGUUACGUAGAUAUGGUUUCUUAUCCCCCAAUGAGAUUAGAAAGCAAUAAAUUUGACAUCAGGAUGUGGCAAGGUUGGGAUUAGGGUGAGGCCAAGUUGUGUAAGUGUAGGGCUGAAUCCUGUCUUUAAACAGGAUUUAAACACUGAAAUUUUGUUCAUCAGGAGUUUUUCAUUAAGUUUGAUUUUUUUGAAUAUUGCAUUAGAUAGUGACUGUCUUUACUACCAAGUUUUGGGGUGACUCAUUCAUUUUGCUUCUGAGACAUUUGCCUUGCCCUAGUCCUGGUCCUGUUCGUUGUUUCCAACUUUUUGAACAAUGAUUAAAAAAAAAAAGAAUGAACUCCAACUUCCAAAUUCAACUGAGC
Messenger RNA from Artibeus jamaicensis (Jamaican fruit-eating bat), 7699 nucleotides. RefSeq names its product protocadherin beta-15-like. Gene Ontology annotation, biological process: homophilic cell-cell adhesion. Lineage: Eukaryota; Metazoa; Chordata; Mammalia; Chiroptera; Phyllostomidae. Bases 498 to 2888 code for a protein of 796 amino acids. The record is from RefSeq and is a predicted model, not a curated record. Gene Ontology annotation, molecular function: calcium ion binding. The transcript has a single exon. Gene Ontology annotation, cellular component: plasma membrane.